Messenger RNA from Phlebotomus papatasi, 1438 nucleotides. RefSeq lists its product as uncharacterized. NCBI's taxonomy places the organism in Eukaryota, Metazoa, Arthropoda, Insecta, Diptera, Psychodidae. The record is from RefSeq and is a predicted model, not a curated record. The coding region runs from base 177 to 1361 and encodes 394 amino acids. The transcript has 2 exons.
AGUUUUUAUUCCGUUUUCUUAGUGGAAGAAGCAGAAAGUUUCCGGACACAUUUCCGGACGUGUUUGUGCUUAGGGAUAUUGAUCAAUUUAUUAUCUUCUAUCAAAUUUUAAUUAUAUGCAAACAUGAAUUAUUAUCGUAAUGUUCCUAUUUGUGUGUUUAGCGUUAAGGUUCAGAAAUGUACAAAAUUGUGAAGACCAUCGAGCGAGGGAAGGUUUUUAUUGCGGCUUGCCCCUCUGCUUGGGAAAUAGAAGGGAAUCUGUUUUGGCCGAAUAAGAAUGUUACCAAGUACAGGCAAGAUCCAAAUUCCAUUCCUGGCAAAGAUUGGAAACUAUUCAAAUGUGUUGUUAAGACAGAAAAUAUUGCUACUUUCGAAGAAGCAUUGGUGAUUGAAAAAUCACUAAUAUCUGUUGAAACUGAAGAAGAAGCCACUGUACUUCAGAAGACCAUCAACAAGAAUUUUCCAAAGAAAAACUAUAAUUCCGAAAUACAAAGAAUUUUGAGCCAAGAAACUUCGAAAGCAAGUGCAGCUGAUUUACCGGAUUUGCCAAUCGAGAGUUGUCAACUCACUCUUAAUGCAUCUCAAACUCAAGCCGAAAACUCUGGCAGGAGUGAGAGGUGUCUCAGCAAACCUGCGGCAUCGCGAAAAGAAUAUAUGUACUCUUCCCCUUCACCCGUUUCUACUGGACAUCAGCUAUCUACAAACUCAUCUUCACCGACUUCGACUUCAUCCAAGUCAUCAAAUUCAAGCACUUGCAGCAAUUCAUCAAAGUCUCCACCAAGACCCAUUACCCAGGAACGUACACAAAGUUCACAAACUCCAGCAGUCUCAGUGGGUGUACUUUUUUGGGAAAUAAAAAGACUUGCAGAAUUUGUUUAUAAAAUGCAAGAUCACAUUAAAGGUCUGCAUGUGAAAGUUGAUCGACUUCUGGACAUUAAAGAUGGAAACUCACCUAAUACACCAACAGAAGAUGAUAUUGGAAUGGAUUUUCCGCUCAAUAACGUUAGGGAUGUCGAAAAAUUUGAGAGAAAAUUGGACGGAGCAGCAUUUAAAAAAAAAAUUGUGAGAAACUUUGUCAGGUAUGGUGGGACUUCCGGAAAAGCAUCUGGAAAAAAAGUCGCCUAUCAAUUAAUUGAUUUGCUACUUUCUCGAAAGCUUUUCACGAAAUUUUCUUGGACAGGUAAAAGCAAGAUGUCGAGCAAAAUUGCAUUCAAGAACUUUAAAAACAUCAUUCAAGUGUUUUUUGAAAUCGUUCGGAAGGCUGACGGGAAAAUGUCUAAGAAUGAUAUUGAGAAUUUUUUUAAGCUAAAGAUUUUGAAAUACAGCAAAGAAAGAGCGAACAGAAUUAAUAAGGAGACUUAAAUGUUAAAUAAUGUGAUAUGAAUGCUACUAUUAUUGGAGGCUUUAUUUUGAAUUAAUAAAAGUGAUAUGAAGUACCU